AUGUCCGGCGUGUCGCAGAGAUCCGUCAGCGACAGCCGUCCAGGCUUGCACGGCUCGCAAUCCUUUAUCCGCAUGCCAGCGUCUCCGUCAGCAACAUCACCUCGAAAGAGAGCGAGCACGCUGCAGGAAGCAGGUAUACCAGCCAUACCGGAAGCGAGGCAUAUUGACGGAUCACCCGAGGUGGCGGGAAAGAGGGCCGAUGUCUUUGAGAACCAUGAUGAUGAAGAGGAGCAUGUGCCCUCUGGCGCAGUGACGCCCAACCCGGAACUGAAGAUCCCAAGCACCUUUGACGAUCUUCCCAUAGAGAUCAAGAGUUUGAGCGAGCGCUUUCUCGAGAGUCUGUCCGCAAAGGUGCAUGCUCAGCCUCUUGCAGCAGAUGCGCUCUCUGAGCUAUUCCAGGACUUCUACGAACGUGCUGCAUCGCACAUUGCGACACAUAUUGCUUCCCUAGCAUCCCGUAUUGGACGAGACAAGGGCUCAAGCACGCCGUCCAAGCCGAGUGGACGGGCGAGAGCUGGUUCUGGUGCGAAGCGUGUCGAUGAUGGCUCAGUAAGUGGUGGUGAGAUGCUCACGGCCUCCGAAGUCGCCUACAGAAAGAAGGCUAGGCGUCUGCUUGAGCUCAAGCGAAUAGCUUUGGAAGAGGCAGUGGAGCGCGGCGUGUGUGAGAAGGUAUACGAUCGCAUCUUCAAGCACCGGAGCACGGACGACGAGGCACGAGACGAGAAGCUACGUUCACGGACGGCUGCGUUAUCCGUGGUUGGGAUCGGCCUGAAAGAGCUACACACGGAUUCUGACCCUGCGAAAGCGGAGGUGCGGAAGACCGCAGCGGAGAAGGAGGAAGACAUCUCCCAAUCACUAGCUAGUGCUCGGGAAGCAUUGCAGCGCAUGGACGACGAGCAUUAUCCGGCUGGCAAACUGCGACAUCUCACGGAUGCGCACAAAAGCAUUGUGGAGACCCUUUCGGAACUCUUUCCAUCAUCAUCCUCUGCUGACGAGAUUCUGCCCACACUGAUUUACACGCUAAUAACAUCGCCGCCUGAGGGCAUCAGUGUUGUCAGCAACCUUAACUUCAUUCAACGGUUCCGUGCCCAGAGCAAGGUCGAUGGCGAAGCUGCUUACUGUCUGGUCAAUCUUGAGGCCGCCAUCUCAUUCCUGGAAACGGUUGAUCUCUCAUCACUCCGGGCCGAUGAACUGCCAGAGGGACCGGCAAAGUCGAGCAGCCGGCCCUCGACACCUACCUCUGAGAGGUCUCCGCCAACUCACCUAAGCGCUGCUCGGGCUCUCAAGCCCACCGUAGCGCCAAUUACAGCCACUUCGCCUGAGCUCAGCAGCAGCUCCAGCGACCCUGCACAGGCUCUUCCAUCUCCACGUACGCCGACGCCAAUGACCAAUCGACCAGCGAUGCAUCAACGUCGGUUGUCGAACUUGGUGCAAGCGCAAGCCGACAGACUCGAGGCCGGGCGUGAGAACUUUCUCAACGCGGCAGACAAGAUCUACGAUAGCAUCAACGGCACGCUUGAGAAUAGUCUACAAUUCGUCUUUGGCCGCUUCAAAGAGCAAGCCACAGGCGACUCGCCUCUACCUAAGACGCUUGAGGAAGCUCGCAAGCUGGUCAGCUCGCCAAGUUUGGAGGAGCAAGACGAAUCAUUGAACAUCAGUGGUCGCAGCAGUCCUGCACUAGACGAUCCGACAAGCACAACAAGCAAGAUCGACAACAAGAUGCUUGAAAUUCUCGGAGGCCGGAAACCGCCUUUGCGUGACCGGAGCGUAGAUAGUACCCGGUCAGCCGGUAGCGGGAAGCGCGUUGCUUUCAGCGACGUUGCCGCAAAGGAGAAGCCCAAGGAAGAUUCUGCGGCAGCAGCGUCCACCAGCGCGAACAUACUCAAUGCCAUCAACCCAUUGAACCGCUUCGGCGUACCCGGCUUUCCACGUUUCGGGCGUGGCGCGGGCAAUAUCUCGGCGCAGCCUUCCCCGACCGUAGAGAAGCCGAACAAGCUCGACAACAUCGUUGAGCGGCCUUCAAUGGACGAUGCGGCCGAGGCAUUCCCGAAUCUAGAAAAGCAGAGGACGAAGGAGAGUAUUGUUUCUACAACAGGCGAUGACCUAAACGCUAGGGAAGCCCUAGCGGAGUUGAGAAAGAUCAAACCGCCAAAGAAGAGGUUCCUCGCAGUGUCAAGUGCCAGUGACUUGAGACUGGGGGAAGUGGAAGAGCUGUUGAUGGAGUACAGACGGCUUGCUAAGGCGAUAGGAGAGGCUGUUGCAGUGUGA
This is a messenger RNA of Baudoinia panamericana UAMH 10762, 2268 nucleotides long. RefSeq lists its product as uncharacterized. Gene Ontology annotation, molecular function: guanyl-nucleotide exchange factor activity; small GTPase binding. Gene Ontology annotation, cellular component: endocytic vesicle; cytosol. The coding region runs from base 1 to 2268 and encodes 755 amino acids. Lineage: Eukaryota; Fungi; Ascomycota; Dothideomycetes; Mycosphaerellales; Teratosphaeriaceae. The record is from RefSeq and is a predicted model, not a curated record. The transcript has a single exon. Gene Ontology annotation, biological process: vesicle-mediated transport.